GUGCGGGUGGACCACGGCUUUGAGCCCACAGCCGAAGACCCGUGGGUGAGGAUUUCCGACUGCAUCAAGAACUUAUUUACCCCCGUCAUGAGCAACAGCCACAGCCGCGUGCCACGGCAGCCCGGCGACGGGCUGGGCGGAGAGGACGGGACGCGGGGCCACCCCGGUGAGGCCCUGCCCACGGCGGACACUGCCAACGGCGCGCCCAAGGUCCACACGCCAGCGGACAGCAGCGGUGUGAAGAGAGGGCCCCCCGUGGCCCCCAAGCCAGCCUGGCUCCACCAGAGCCUGAGCGGCCUGCGGAGGCGGCAGGAAGUCCCCCCGGCCGGCCGGCCAGCGCCCACCCCCCCUCCCCAGGGGACUGGUGCCCCAGCCCCCGCCACCUCCAUCAAGCAGAGGAUCAGCUCCUUUGAAAACCUGGCCUCCUCUCAGACACCUGACAGAGCUCAGAGACUGAGCCUCCACCCCUCCUCUGGGGAGGCCCCCAGCCCUUCCGGGAAGCCUGAGGAUGGGCGGCCGCCUGGGCUUUGGGGGCCAGGAGCCCCGCUCGCUGCCACGCACAAGCAGCCAGAGCAGCCGCCCCAGGGCCUCCCGGAAGCCUCACCAUCUGGUGACCCCGCUGUGCCUGCGUCCCCGACCCCAGCUCGGCCGCCUGGCCGGGAAACCCGGGACUCCGGCUCCCGCCCGAGGCCGCUGUCCUCAGAGGCCGAGGACGUCCGAGGCCCAGCCCUCAAGAUGCCAAGCCAGCGGGCACGGAGCUUCCCCCUGGCCAGGACCAAGUCUUGUGAGACCACGGCGGGGGACGGGAGGUCCGGUAGGCUCUACGCCAUCAGCAGCCAGGUGUCCUCCGCCGUCAUGAAGUCCCUGCUGUGCGUGGCGACCCCCGCCCCCGGCAGCCAGGCCACCCGCCUCCCCCCGGAAGGGGCAGCCCCCCCGCCGGCCCCCAGCCAAGACGCCCCUGCAGACGGGCCUGCCAACGCCGCGGCGCCGGACACCAGCUUCUCCCUCAACCUUUCUGAGCUGAGAGGAUACACGGAGGGGCUGGCCACGCCCGCGGAGGCCCGCUGCGCCUCUCAGCCCUCUCAGCCCGGCCCGUCGGUCAUCGCCCUGCUGAGCCCGGCGGAACUGAGACAGCUCAAGGAGGAAGUGAGCGCCCUGGACGAGACCUCGCUGAAGAAACUAGACAGCAUCCGAGUCACGGUUCUGCACAAGGAGGAAGGAGUCGGCCUCGGGUUCAGCCUGGCAGGGGGUGUGGACCUGGAGAACAAGGUGAUCAGGGUUCACAGAGUCUUCCCUGGGGGCCUGGCCUCCCGGGAGGGCACAAUCCAGAAGGACGACGAGGUUCUGUCCAUCAACGGCAAGUCCCUCAAAGAGGCCACGCACAGCGACGCCCUGGCCGUCCUCCGCCAGGCUCGGGACCCGCGGCAGGCCGUGAUUGUCACCAGGCCGGCGGAGGGGCCCACGCCGGACCUGCACGGCACAGGCUCGGCGGCCAGCCAGGCUUCUGCAGAGCCCGGGGCCACCGUCCUCACCAUGACCCUGGAGAAGACCUCUGUGGGGCUGGGCUUCAGCCUGGAAGGCGGGAGGGCCUCCCUGCUCGGGGACAGGCCCCUCACCGUCAACAGGAUUUUCAAAGGGACCACCUCAGAGCAGAGUGACACAGUCCAGCUGGGAGAUGAAGUCUUGCGCGUGGCUGGCACUGCCACACAGGGCCUCACGCGGUACGAGGUCUGGAGCGUCAUCAAGGCCUUGCCGGAGGGGCCUGUCUCCCUGGUCAUCAAGAGGAGGAGACCUCCGUCCAAGGCUGCUGUGGCUGCUGAAGAUGCCUAGGCAGAGGACUGCUCGUGGGGGCGAAGCCAUGCUGAUUCCCAGCCCCCAGGUCCCCCCCCCGCAGUGUGUGCCCCAUGGCUG
This is a messenger RNA of Dipodomys ordii (Ord's kangaroo rat), 1911 nucleotides long. It is a transcript of the gene Il16, whose product is annotated as interleukin 16. The record is from RefSeq and is a predicted model, not a curated record. Gene Ontology annotation, biological process: leukocyte chemotaxis; induction of positive chemotaxis. Gene Ontology annotation, molecular function: cytokine activity; CD4 receptor binding. Lineage: Eukaryota; Metazoa; Chordata; Mammalia; Rodentia; Heteromyidae. Bases 88 to 1830 code for a protein of 580 amino acids. The transcript is spliced from 6 exons.